UAACAACGUUUCAUCUUCUUCCUCCUCGUUCCAAUCUCUCUCUCUGGUCUUCAUCAUCAAAUCAAUCUUCUUCAUUCUCAAGAGAAGAAGACCAAACACAAAGAUGACAGAUCUCUAUGUUUCUCUAUUCAUCUCAAACUAUUCUCCAACUCCGAUUCAAAAGGUCGUCUCCUUGGUCUCUCGAACCGGACGAGAUUUACAACGCUACGAUACAACUGGGUAUCGUCAGGUCGUCGGAUGCAUACCGUAUAGAUACAAGAACGAUGGAGAGAUUGAAGUUUUGUUAAUAAGUGCACAGAAGAAAGGGAAAGGGAUGUUGUUACCAAAAGGUGGUUGGGAGAUCGAUGAAUCAAUAGAAGAAGCAGCGUUAAGAGAGACGAUGGAGGAAGCUGGUGUAACGGGUCAUCUCGAAGAGACGCUUGGGAAGUGGCAAUACCAAAGCAAAAGACAUAGUAUGGUUCAUGACGGGUUCAUGUUUCCUAUGCUCGUUAGCGAGCAGUUUGAGCAGUGGCCUGAGUCGGGAUUCAGACAAAGGAAGUGGGUUUGUUUGUCUGAAGCGAUUGACUUAUGUCAGAAUUGGUGGAUGAGGGAAGCUUUGGAUGCUUUCAUUGACCGGAAAUGUCUAUGAUGAUGAUCUUGGAUGGAUGGAUGGAUGGAUGGAUGAUGUAUAAAGAAAAGACUUUUGAUUGUUCUAAAGCUUUCAUGGGGGAGUUUUUGAAGAGCAGAUCAUGUUUAAGUCUUUUGAUUUGAUUUAUUCAUUGGUUAGAUAGGUAUUUAGAUAGAAAAAAAUUCAUUUUAAUUGUUUGAAUAAUGUUUGGGCUUCCUGUAAUCUGCAACUGUGUAUAUAAAUAAAUUGGAUGAUCAAAAUAAUAUAAAUUGUUAUUCAUAUU
Messenger RNA from Brassica napus (rape), 890 nucleotides. Its product is annotated as nudix hydrolase 21, chloroplastic. Gene Ontology annotation, molecular function: pyrophosphatase activity. The coding region runs from base 104 to 628 and encodes 174 amino acids. NCBI's taxonomy places the organism in Eukaryota, Viridiplantae, Streptophyta, Magnoliopsida, Brassicales, Brassicaceae. The record is from RefSeq and is a predicted model, not a curated record. The transcript has 2 exons. Gene Ontology annotation, cellular component: cytoplasm; nucleus.